Messenger RNA from Dacryopinax primogenitus, 657 nucleotides. RefSeq lists its product as uncharacterized. The coding region runs from base 1 to 657 and encodes 218 amino acids. The record is from RefSeq and is a predicted model, not a curated record. NCBI's taxonomy places the organism in Eukaryota, Fungi, Basidiomycota, Dacrymycetes, Dacrymycetales, Dacrymycetaceae. The transcript has 5 exons. Gene Ontology annotation, molecular function: coenzyme A diphosphatase activity; acetyl-CoA hydrolase activity. Gene Ontology annotation, biological process: coenzyme A catabolic process.
AUGGACUCUUCGACCACCUCGCGCUCUAAAGGUGUCAAUGGCACCCAUCUUGCUGCUGUCCUUAUUCUGUUGUUUGAACAGGAGGGAUCGUUAUGGGUGCUCCUGACGACGCGGUCGAAGCAUCUCCGGAGCCAUCCGGGUCAGACAGCUCUGCCAGGGGGAAAGGUAGACCCCGGGGAGAAGGAUCCCUUUACCACAGCUAGACGAGAAGCCUUCGAAGAAUGCGGGCUGCCUCUGUCCCAUCCUGCCAUCCAGGACAUCACCCUGUUGCCUCCAUUUCUUUCUCAAUACAAGCUCAUUGUGACACCAUGUGUUUCACUCCUAACCGAUCUGCAUGUGCUUGACACGCUCAUUCCAAACGUGGGAGAGGUGGACCAUUGUUUCUUCCAUCCCCUUGCAGCAGUGCUUGAUCCCAGCGUCAUGAUAGAAGAAACUGUUGCCGACAAAGGCAGCGAGGACUGGCCAUACGAGGAGGAACAUCAUAAUACAAGCGAUCGUGCCUGGUUAUGGGAUUCCGUGUACCGCAUGCACAGAUUCCGCAGCUCCCACACGCCCGUCAAAGGUCUCACAGCGGACAUCCUUCUCCUGACCGCCGAAAUUGCUUAUCAUCGAAAACCUGUCUUUCAGCGGUACGCCCCGAAUCAAGUGAUACCCUAG